Clarias gariepinus (North African catfish) is the source of this 4358-nucleotide messenger RNA. RefSeq names its product beta-1,4-galactosyltransferase 3. Gene Ontology annotation, molecular function: glycosyltransferase activity. Lineage: Eukaryota; Metazoa; Chordata; Actinopteri; Siluriformes; Clariidae. The transcript is spliced from 7 exons. Gene Ontology annotation, biological process: carbohydrate metabolic process. The coding region runs from base 564 to 1688 and encodes 374 amino acids. The record is from RefSeq and is a predicted model, not a curated record.
UAUUUCAGCCACAACAAAGUGCCUCACUUCCGGUUUAAUAGAGAAGCUCAGCUCCGAGCGCGCGCACACACACUUACACACACACUCUCUCAGCGCGUUUAUUAUAUCACGGAGAGAGUUUAUUAUAGAAUUAGUUACACAGACCGGCGACGGUGUCUUGUGAUUGGCCCAGUCUUUAUCGCCAGCGGCAACAGACCCUCCACCUGAAAAGAACUAGUGGGUGUCAGAUAAACUCUAACCACACGCACACACACCUCACCGGGCGUGUUUCUGAUGUCCACCCUGGAGCAGAGUGAUGUUCUGCAGCGGUUGUGUGUGUGUGUGAUCUCCCACAGAUAGAACUCGUGGAACGCGUGUCCUCGUCCAGUCCUUUGUGGAUCCGAUCCGAGAGAUAGACGCUGAAACACGCUGGUCGGCGAUGUCUAGUCUGUCUUCGCCCUAAUGGCCGCCCCGCGCGCCGUCUCCGUGCCCGACUGCAGCGCCGUUAUUGGAUAUGACUGAGGUCAGCUCGAACCCGUUCCUGUUUUCGUUUCGAACACGUUGGUGAUCAAACCAGUGUCGCCAUGCUCACCCUGAACUCCAAAUGGCGCUAUUUGUUCAUGCUGCUCAGCGUGCAGCUCAUCGUCAUGGCCCUCCUGUCUAGAGACGCUUACCAGAAGAGGGUGACCUACUUUUUUAGGAUCUUCCGCAAAUCGGAUACGCUGAGCGGUCCGGGCGGGUCGGGGGCGGGUCACGGGAGCAACCGCACCGGCGCCGACGUCUACGCCAACCUGUCUCAGCUGGCGCUACUGCCCAAUAAAGAGGAAAUGCGCUACUGCCCGAAAACAUCACCACUACUCAGUGGGCCGAUCCAUGUCGGCUUCCCCUCAGGACUUACACUCGCUCAGGUAGAGAGGAAGAACCCACUGGUGGUGCGCGGGGGGCGCUACAGACCGCCGGACUGCGAGGCCUGGCAUCGCACCGCUGUAAUCAUUCCCCACAGGAACAGAGAGCCGCAUCUGAAGUACCUCCUGUACUACCUGCAUCCGUUCCUACAGAGACAACAGCUGAGCUACGGCAUCUACGUCAUCCACCAGGCUGGUAACUACACAUUUAACCGAGCGAAGCUGAUGAACAUCGGGUUCCGGGAGGCGAUGAGGGAGGAGGACUGGGACUGUCUGUUCUUCCAUGACGUGGAUCUGAUCCCCGAGGACGACCGCAACACGUACACGUGCGACAAAAACCCCAAACACGCCGCCAUCGCCAUGGACAAGUUCGGCUACAAACUGCCCUAUAAGGCGUAUUUCGGCGGCGUGUCAGCACUGAGUCCUCUACACUACCUAAAGAUGAAUGGCUUCCCAAACAACUACUGGGGCUGGGGGGGUGAGGACGAUGACAUCGGUAUCCGAGUGUCUCUAGCCGGGAUGUCCAUCAGUCGUCCAGCUCUGAGGAUUGGACGCUACAAGAUGAUCAAACACAAACUGGACAAAGGCAACGAGGUCAACCCGAAAAGGUUCAAUUUGUUAGCAAAGACUCAGCAGACAUGGAAGUUGGAUGGGAUGAACUCGGUGGAGUACGAGCUCCUGUCUCGGGAAUACAUGCCGCUCUACACCAACAUCACCGUCAACGUUGGUACCGAGCAUGGCCUGCGACCUCUGACCCCUGACCCCAAGUCCAAAGAGCGUGCAGAAAACCGGCCUGGACGCUGACAUACACAUGCUCGCGCGCGCACACACACAGUGCAGGGUCACUGUCCGAGUGGGGGGGUGUGGCUCGGGGGCGGGGCCUCUAGUGCAUAAAUCAGGUUAUAAACUCGAGUGCCAUUUCUUUUUCUCUCUCUUUCUCUCUUUCACUCACUCAUGCUGAGGGUGUUGUCGGUCAUGCGCACAAACACAGUGACAGUCCUACACACCCAUCUGCACAGGCUCAGGUGUGUGUGUGAGUGUGAGAGAUUCACACCAUAGUUGCCUUAAACACAAAUCCUCUCUCUCUCUCUCUCUCUUUCCCUCUCUCCCCUUUUCUCACGGACUUGUAUGGAUUUUUAAUUGCUGCCUGAGGAACUUCCUGGUUUCAGGACACCAGCGCCGAGGCCCAGAGGAUCAUGGGUAACGGAUCACCCUUACUAGCUGAUGAGUAAAGACUGCUGUCCUCUGGUGAAGGGGGCGUGGCCUAAAAUUAUGUACUGUACAAGAAGGACUAUUUUAAAAAUAACACAAUCAGAAACGUUUUAUAACGUCAACUGCUGCUUUACAUAUUCACACCACAUCCUGUCUGUCCCGCCGUCUGUCUGUCUGUCUGGCCAUCUGUCUCUACUUGCUACAUUUCUCCAUCAUGGCCUUUAUAGAAUAUCUUAAACACGUCGAGAUUAUUUUCCGCGUAACAGAUUUGCGUUAGAGAAGAAGGAGAGAACAGAAGAAAUCGGAAUCUGCAAUUUAGGAGGAUUUUGUCAAUCUGAAAAUCUAAUAGCGCUACAGCAAAAUAAUUAAUAGUAAUGAUCACGCCUCUGUAGUUAGCUGUUAGCUGCAAAUUGCUAAACCACUUACGAUUGUUACACGGUUCUUGCUAAAACGUUAUUCGUUAUUGUGAUGUUUUGAAGAGGGUGUGGCCAAGAGGGAGCUUCUGAAAGCUGAAUAGGCGGAGCAAGAACUCGCACAUGGUGCUUAAAUGGAAUCACUCAAGCUUUUAUAGAACUUUUUUUUUUCCCUCUGUUUCCCCCCCCCAAAAAAGUGGUUUUAUUUGAGGCCGUUUUUGGCCGUGUUAGCAUAAAUAACUACAAAAGUCCGAUCAUUAGUGCUAGCUGGUUAGAGUUACACUGAUUGGCUGCAGGUAAAAGUGUAAGAAAGUAACUAGCUUGGUAGUUAGCCAACUACUGUUGCAUUGUAACUGUAAAGAUUGCAACACUAAAUUGUGCCACACCCACCUCCGAGACGUUGAGGACAUUGUGAUUUGAGGUUGUUAAAUGGUGACUUACGGGUGGGCGCGUCAGUUGUGAGGGCGCUGGUGAUUGGCUGUGGUUUGAUUUUUUUAUUUUUUUUUUGCAAUAAUGCCACGUUAGAUGUUUUUGGGGUUUAGGGGACGUCUUUAGGACUCCACAGGGUCAUGAUGGUCUUAGCAGGUCCAUAACAAGUUUAGUGUUUUUAUAUAUAUAUGUGUAUAAUUUUUUUUUUUUGAUGAUUGAUGUAUCGAUGGUUUGAUACGUAACCCGUGUUCCUCUGUUGGACUUUUUCACUCACCUGUAACUGACUCUCAAAUGCUCUUAUGUCGUUAUCGCGAGUAACGCUCAGAGACAACCAAUGUAAACGUAUUUUGUUCCCAGAUUUUGUUAUGAAUCUUUUGCGAGAGCUUGCGUGGUGAACAGGAUUCUGGGAUUUUCCAAACAGUAAUGUAUGUUAUGAUUGACACACGUCCAAGCUAAAUAACAAAAUCACGCGUCUGCAUUCUGCCUCUUCCUCCCAGUGAUGUUCGGCGUUUCCACAGGAUCCCUGAGGUUGUGCACCUGAUCAUCGGCCCAUCAUUUAAACCUUUAUUUGUACGAUGCCAACACCUGCUUUUUUGUCAGAUUUUUUGCUAGACGUCCCCCCCCAGAUGAAGAGGGACAGAAUGACUGAGACAUUCUCAGCAGCGCUGCUAGCAUAGGGCACGCGUCGUGUUUAGAUUGAAUGUUCGUGUGAGCGCAUCCUGAGCGCUGUCUCCUAAAUAAACACUACACCCACAAGCUCGCUCGGGUGAAAUCACUACCAGCUCCUCUCUCUCGUUCCUCCGGCGUGCCACAGAGGAAAGACGUUAAUGACGCAUGCUAACAUUGCUAACAGAUAAACAUCUCGCUAGUUUUGUGUGUACGUACGCUCGUGUUAGCAGGCUGGGAAUGAGUGAUGGAUCCGAUAUUUCACAGCCGAGCCGAGUUGAGGAAGUGGACCUGGUGGUGAUGUCAUCAAGCUGAUCAGGUUUAACCCAAGCCCCGAUCUUGUUGAAUGCGUUGUGGUUUUACUGUUACGGUUGCUAUGGAGACAGACGUUUUCCUUGACUUGUUUUGAACUGACGCCUGUCCCGUGCCGAUUUUGUUCUCAUAUCAAUAAUGACGUUUUUAUAAGCAUGCUUUCCGGCUUCAUCAUCGCGAUUGUAGAAUUCUGGAGAUCACCUCCACGCCAUCUGAUGAAGGUGAUGAUGGACGCAGGGCUGGUGUGUGCACCGUGCUCCAGGCUGAUGGAGUGUUUUAUCUACACGUGCCUAUAUUUGUGUGUGUGUAUGUGAGAGAAAGUGAGUUUGGGUGAUUGUUGAUUUGCUGGUAGAGGGACAUUGUGAUUAUUUUUGUAAUAAAAUCUGCACAUGCUACAUAGUGGCCUUAUAAUAAUGAUUAAUAAAGUAAGAGUUUAUCAAAG